This is a messenger RNA of Myotis myotis, 3842 nucleotides long. RefSeq names its product STEAP3 metalloreductase (gene STEAP3). The transcript has 5 exons. NCBI's taxonomy places the organism in Eukaryota, Metazoa, Chordata, Mammalia, Chiroptera, Vespertilionidae. Gene Ontology annotation, biological process: copper ion import. Gene Ontology annotation, molecular function: cupric reductase (NADH) activity; ferric-chelate reductase (NADPH) activity. Gene Ontology annotation, cellular component: plasma membrane; endosome. The coding region runs from base 65 to 1618 and encodes 517 amino acids. The record is from RefSeq and is a predicted model, not a curated record.
UGUGCUGAGUGAGCGCUGGCCGCCCAGCCUGGGCCCAGCGGCAGAAGGAGCUGCACAUGGAGAGAUGGCAGCUGAAGCCCCUGGUGAACAGGACCCUUCCCUAGGCUGUGGAGAGUCCCCCAGCACUAAGGACCCCCAAUCAGCCACCAAUACGCCAGGAGAGAUGGACAAGCCGCUGAUCAGCCGUCGCCUGGUGGACAGUGAUGCCAGCCUUGCCGAGGCUGCCAGUGGGGCCCCCAAAGUGGGCAUCCUGGGCACUGGGGACUUUGCCCGGUCCCUGGCCGCACGCCUGGUGCGCUCUGGUUUCAGCGUGGUGGUGGGAAGCCGCAACCCCAAACGCACGGCUGGGCUGUUCCCCGCGGCAGCACAAGUGGUGUUCCAGGUGGAGGCGGUGGACUCCUCUGAGGUCAUCUUUGUGGCCGUGUUCCGGGAACACUACUCCUCGCUGUGUGGGCUCAGUAGCCAGCUAGCCGGCAAGAUCUUGGUGGACGUGAGCAACCCCACAGAGCAGGAGCACCUUCAGCACCGCGAGUCCAAUGCUGAGUACCUGGCCGCCCUCUUCCCCACCUGCACAGUGGUCAAGGCCUUCAACGUCAUCUCUGCCUGGACCCUGCAGGCUGGCCCAAGGGAUGGGAACAGGCAGGUGCCCAUCUGUAGUGACCAGCCAGAAGCCAAGCGCAUCAUCUCAGAGCUGGCGCACGCCAUGGGCUUCAUGCCCGUGGACAUGGGGUCCCUGGCCGCGGCCCGGGAGGUGGAGGCCAGGCCUCUGCACCUCCUCCCAAGCUGGAAGGUGCCUGCCAUCCUGGCCCUGGGGCUCUUCAUCUUCUUCUACGCCUACAACUUCAUCCGGGAUGUGCUGCAGCCCUACGUGCAGGAGGGCAAGAGCAAGUUCUACAAGCUCCCCCUGUCCGUGGUCAACACGUCGCUGCCGUGCGUGGCCUACGUGCUGCUGUCGCUGGUCUACCUGCCUGGCAUCCUGGCGGCCGCCCUGCAGCUGUGGCGCGGCACCAAGUACCGCCGCUUCCCCGACUGGCUGGACCACUGGCUGCAGCACCGCAAGCAGAUCGGCCUGCUCAGCUUCUUCUGCGCCGCCCUGCACGCCCUCUACAGCGUCUGCCUGCCCGUGCGCAUCUCCUACCGCUAUGACCUCGUCAACCUCGCCAUCAAGCAGGUCUUGACCAACAAGAGUCACCUCUGGGUUGAAGAGAAUGUCUGGCGGAUGGAGAUCUACCUCUCCCUGGGAGUGCUGGCCCUCGGCACGUUGUCCCUGCUGGCUGUCACCUCCCUGCCGUCCAUCGCAAACUCGCUGAACUGGAGGGAGUUCAGCUUCGUUCAGUCCAAUCUGGGCUUCGUGGCCCUGGUGCUGAGCACCCUGCACACGCUCACCUACGGCUGGACCCGCGCCUUCGAGGAAAGCCGCUACAAGUUCUACCUGCCUCCCACCUUCACGCUCACCCUGCUGGUGCCCUGCGUCGUCAUCCUGGCCAAAGCCCUGCUCCUCCUGCCCUGCUUGAGCCGCCGACUCUCCCGGAUCCGGAGGGGCUGGGAGAAGGACAGCGCCGUCAAGUUCACGCUGCCCGGGGACCACGCCCUGGGCCAGAAGACGAGCCACUUGUGAGGACUUGCAGCCAGCUCUGACACCAGCCCCGGCAGGACAGCGCCUGCGCCUGUCAGGGCUGCUUUCUUGCUAUGGCGUAACUGUGCACAAACCGGUGUUUGAAGCUCAAAUUCCUGGGACGCAAAUGUAUUUAGUAAUAUUCAGAAUGACACACACGCGUGUGCGAUACAUAGGUUCAUAUAUAUGUCAUAUAUAUAACAGGAUUUGCAAUUAUACUCACUAGCUAAAACGUUCAGGCCCUGAGAGUUCAACCUGCAGAUCUAAAAGCAAGCGCCAGGUUGGAGAGCAGCGGCUCGCGCUGGCAUUGGCGGAGAUGCACACACUCAGCCCAGGAAAGCCAUGCGGGGCUGGUCCCUGGUGGACUCGGCCCAUUUGUGCCUCGCACCGCCCUUGGCUGCUUUCCCAAGGCGUUUGCAGAGCUGGGCUCUCAGGUGGCAGGGCAGACAGGGUCGGGGUGGGGGAUCCUGGUGUCUGUGCCCUGGGACCCAGUUGAGGCCCUUCCUUUGCCAGGUGGGGAAGGGGAAGGAGGGUGGUUGGGCUGAAUGGCUCCCCCUACUCUGCCCUGAGCUGGGAGAUUUCCCCUCACAGCCAGGAGUCACCACCGCUGCAGAUGGACCCUCCUGUGGGCGUGGGAAGGCACCUCCUCCCGGAGGCCUAAUGGGCCCAUCUUGAGAACAAGUGAAAUUUCUUUCCUCCUUAAAGCUGGUGAUGACCGGUCCUGGGACCGCUGUGCCUUCUCCCUUUAGAUCCUUAGCUUGAGUGUCUGCAGGAAGCCUGGGACAGGCCCCAACACACACACACACACACACACACCCUAAGCCAGGGUCUGCAGGGCUGUGUGUCUUCAUGGAAUUGGUCCUGUGGGAAACACAGUGUCUCUUCCAAUGCCCUCUGCUGCCCCCGGGCACAGAGCCUGCCUCUGAGUGAGCACCCAGAAAGUGCCAAGUUCCUCUUAAAGGAGGGGUACAUUUCAAAACAGCUGAGGCGUUUUUUCCACCAAAGCUACAAACUUGAAAUUUGCUGCCACAAAGCAUAAGAGGCUGGACCACAGCCAGGGCCACAGGACAUGUGCCCUUGAGUCAUAUGCCAUCCCUGCCUGAUUCACCCUGAAACUGUGUUUACUUCCCCUGUGAAUGGUCAGUUCUCCCCUGAGGCCCCACCCCCUCACCCCCCCUCCCCCGCCCCCAGCUCCUGGCAGAGCCAAGGUGUCUGUCAUUUCCACACAAAACCCUUGGACACAGAGAGCGGGAGCUCCUGACCCUGCCGGAGACCUCGGUGAGGCACUGCGCUGGGUCACGCCCACAUUUCUUAGGUCUCCUGGGCCAGGGGACUGCAGGCAGAGGGCGCCCUGCGGGGGGGGGGGGGGGGGGGGCAGUGAGGGGUAGGCUCCGUGAGCUCAUGUUUGCAGCUCAUCAGGGUCUGUUAGUGAAAAGGGGAAAAAAGCCAAGUGCAAGACAUCUCAUUAGGCCAGUGACUGGGGAGGAGGGAUGAGAGGGUGCAGGGAACAGAGCCAGCAAAGCUGUGGCUUCUUGCAGAUGUUGCCACCCGCUGCUCCUUGCCUCCUAACUGGGCCCUGGUGGAGCAGCCUCAGUGGCCCCCAGAGGUCUCUGCGAGUACCGGUCGGGCGAAGCCAUGGUUUCAGCACUUGCUGGGCAACAUGAGGGCCCAUGCUUCCUGCUGACAGUAGCAGGGAGAACAUGGGCCGCUGCAACCCACCAGGCUCGCCAGCCCCAGUGCAUAUUGGCUGCCUUCCUUCUCCGAGCCUCCCUGGGCCUGGGCACUGGUCCUUACACCAAAGAUGCCAACACAGCCAAGUCCAGUGCGCGCCCUCCCUUCCCGCCACCUCCCACUGCAGGCGCUCAGGAGGGAAAGGAUGCCCAGGUGGGUGGCGGGAGGAGCGGGUGGGAGGACCUCCUCACCCACCAACUGGAUAAGCAGCCCAUAAAAGGCCGGUGGCUGUGGGCCUGGGCUUGGCCUGGACCUUGUGUCUGCUGCUCUUCCCUACCUCACCCAGCAGCUGGCAACAGCACCCCCAAGAGAGCGAGCCGCUCUCAGAGCCUGGGCCAGUCCGUAUGCCUCUGGUGCACAAGUGCCUGAACCAGCGUGCUCUGGGAAUCCGAACUGCCACGUCGGAGGUUAUGUUUAAAAUGUAUGCAUUGGAAGAGUCGUUUUUACCUGUAGAGCUUGUCUAAGAAGCAGCGAAAAUAAAUAUCUACCCUUUGAA